AGGAAGUUUAUCCUCAUAUUGUCGGAUACUUUGCAGAGUGCAUUGCUCGCCUAGAGCAAGCGUUAGAUUUAUUCAUGGAAAUCGGGAGGCUAAGUAUGUCUGCAAGGUUCUGUAAGGAAAUAGCUGAGUUAUAUGAACAGCAACAAAACUUGGAGAAAGCUAUGGAUUACUAUGAUAAAGCAGCUGAUCUUUAUCAAGGUGAAGAAGUCAGUAGUUCUGCAAAUCAAUGCAGGCUGAAGAUUGCAGAAUAUGCUGCCGAGAUGGAACAAUAUCAGAAAGCAAUUGAAAUUUAUGAAGACAUUGCAAGACAGGCACUCAGCAAUAACCUGCUUAAAUAUGGAGUUAAAGGGCAUUUACUCAAUGCUGGCAUUUGCCAACUCUGUAAAGGUGAUGACGUGGCGAUUACAAACGCGUUGGAAAAAUAUCAGGAUAUGGACCCGACUUUCACAGGAUCGCGUGAAUACAAAUUGCUGGCGGAUUUGACUGCCUCGAUUGAGGAGGAAGAUGUUGAAAAAUUCACUGAUGCGAUCAAGGAAUUCGAUAGCAUGACUAAGCUGGAUGCAUGGAAGACAACUCUUUUGUUGAGAGUGAAGGAGAUGCUGAAGGCCAAGGAGAUGGAGGAGGAUGAUCUUACUUAACUCCCUGAUUUCUUCAAGCAAAUGUUUAAUUAAUUUUUUAUUUUUAUUAUUAUUAUUCCAUGGUUGCAUAUUUAUUGCCUUUUGUGGGGCCUCAUUGCAGCCUUGUUAAUAGAA
Molecule: messenger RNA, 752 nt
Organism: Helianthus annuus (common sunflower)
Lineage: Eukaryota; Viridiplantae; Streptophyta; Magnoliopsida; Asterales; Asteraceae
Product: alpha-soluble NSF attachment protein
Exons: 6
Coding region: 75-638 (187 amino acids)
Biological process (GO): intracellular protein transport; SNARE complex disassembly
Cellular component (GO): SNARE complex; vacuolar membrane
Molecular function (GO): syntaxin binding; soluble NSF attachment protein activity
Source: RefSeq, a predicted model, not a curated record